Molecule: messenger RNA, 1951 nt
Organism: Sorex fumeus (smoky shrew)
Lineage: Eukaryota; Metazoa; Chordata; Mammalia; Eulipotyphla; Soricidae
Gene: INPP5E
Product: inositol polyphosphate-5-phosphatase E
Exons: 10
Coding region: 84-1895 (603 amino acids)
Biological process (GO): phosphatidylinositol dephosphorylation
Molecular function (GO): inositol-polyphosphate 5-phosphatase activity
Source: RefSeq, a predicted model, not a curated record
CGAGCCGCGCGCCGCGGCCGGUGCGAGCCCUGGCGGUGACCGCCCGGCCUCCCACAGGCCCCGGCGGGCACCUGCGCCCCACGAUGCCGUCCACGCUGGCGGCGGCCCCGCGGCCGGCCAGCGCGGACACGGGCCUCCCCGCCGGCGGCCCCGCGCUCCCUCCGAAUGUCCCGGCAAAGCCCGGCCGCGAGGACCCGCCGGCGCCGGCCGGAGCCCCGGCCCCCAGGCCGCCCCCGAGGCCCCGGCUGGAGCGGACGCUGUCCCUGGACGACACGGGCUGGCGGCGGCGCCGCAGCCGGGCCGGCCCCGACCGCCCCGCGUCCCGCAACGGGGCCAGCCCGGCCCGCGGCUCGCUGCCCGCCGAGGCCCCCGGCGCCCCCGCCGGCCCCGCGCUCGGCCUGAGCUCCUCCCUGCAGGAGCUGCCGGGGCCGCGCCGGGCUCCCUGGGCAGGCGGCGCGGCCACCCGGGUGAGUACCUCUCUGGACCUCCUGCCGCGAGACGGGGCCGGGGGCGCGUCCAGGCUGGCCCCGAGGCCGCCCCCGCGCCCACUACCCGCCCUGGACAUGAGCGUGGCCUCCGGCACCCUGAGGACCUCGAACAAGGUUGACUGGGACUACAAGCCCCGCCUGCAGGCCCGGCUGUCCCGCGCCCCCGGCAGCCCGGGCCCCGGCCGGCCGCCCAGCCCCCUGGCCUGUGACGAUUCCUCCCUGGGCUCGGCCCGGUCCGCCUUCAGUCUCCUGGCACCCAUCCGCACCACGGACGUCCGCAGCAGGAGCUACCUGCAGGGGAGCCUCCUAGCCAGCGGGGCCCUGAUGGGGGCAGACGAGCUGGCCCGCUACUUCCCGGACCGGAACUUGGCGCUGUACGUGGCCACGUGGAACAUGCAGGGUCAGAAGGAGCUGCCCGCCAACCUGGAUGAGCUGCUGCUGCCCACGGAGGCCGACUAUGCCCAGGACCUGUACGUGGUGGGCGUCCAGGAGGGCUGCUCUGACAGGCGCGAGUGGGAGGCGCGGCUGCAGGAGACAUUGGGCCCGCACUACGUGAUGCUGCACUCGGUGGCGCACGGCGCCCUCUACAUGUCUGUGCUCAUCCGCCGAGACCUCAUCUGGUUCUGCUCAGAGGUGGAGAGCUCCACGGUGACCACGCGCAUCGUGUCCCAGAUCAAGACCAAGGGCGCCCUGGGCGUCAGCUUCACCUUCUUUGGCACCUCCUUUCUCUUCAUCACGUCCCACUUCACGUCUGGGGACGGGAAGGUGAGUGAGCGACUGCUGGACUACUCCAAGACGGUGCAGGGCCUCAGCCUGCCCAGGAACGUGCCCAACACCAGCCCCUACCGCUCGGACGCAGCCGAUGUCACCACACGCUUCGACGGAGUGUUUUGGUUUGGAGACUUCAACUUCCGCCUGAGCGGGGGCCGCGCAGCUGUGGACGCUGUCCUCAGGCAGGAGCUGGGGCCCGACGUGCAGGCCCUGCUGCAGCGUGACCAACUGACGCGGGAGAUGAGGAGAGGCUCCAUCUUCAAGGGCUUCCAGGAAGCAGACAUCCAUUUCCUGCCGUCGUACAAGUUCGAUAUCGGGAGGGAUUCGUACGACAGCUCGGCCAAGCAGCGGACGCCCUCAUACACGGACCGUGUCCUGUACAGGAGCCGUCACACGGAUGACAUCUGUGCACUGCACUACGCCUGCUGCCGCGGGGUCAGGACCUCGGACCACCGGCCUGUGUACGGCCUGUUCCGGGUGAAAGUGAGGCCGGGCAGAGACAACAUCCCGCUGGCCGCCGGCAAGUUUGACCGGGACCUAUACCUGCUCGGGAUCAAGAGACGCAUCUCCAAAGAGCUCCAGCGACAGCGGGCGCUGCGGGGCACCAGUGCCAGUCUGGUGUGUACUAUCUCCUGAGUCUGCUGCAGAGCCACGGCUGAGAACCACCCCAGGCCGUGAGGCGGAAGACACCC